AUGUCCUCUUCGUCGAGGUUCUUCACUUUCGGGCUUCUCAUCCUUCGCGCUCCCUUCCAAAUCUUCACACACGAUAUGACUUUCGCUCGUCCGCCCGCAUCCACAUGGGAGCUUUAUCACAAACUCAAAGUCCAUCCGAACUGGGGAUAUGUCAUAUAUCGCACCACUUAUUCCCCUCAAUCUGACGCCCACUUCUCCACUGCGGUCAAGUAUGUCGAGGCCUCUGUAAAAAAUUCAUUCUUCAGGGAAUGCGCAUCUAAAAAGGGGAGUUCAACUGGCGUAGAUCCCGCCAUUUACGAGGAAAUCUGGGCCAAACAUAGUUCAACUGUCAUGGAAGAUGUGGCUCUCUUCGAUGGUGCCUCAAUUGAUUUAAUACGCGCUCAUUUUGAGGCAUGGGUGGAUACACAGGGUCAGCGCGAUUCUUUCAACAAAUAUCGAAUGUGCAUAGUCAUUGAUGAGGAAUGCCUGCAAACGCUGCUGGGUACAUCGGCGGAAGCCCUGGAGCAGGAGACUGAAUACAAGAGAGACAAAGCAAAGCGUUAUGUGAAGGUCCUCGAAGCGUGGCCCUAUGUCGACCAGUAUGAUACCUUUCCGGGAUGA
This is a messenger RNA of Penicillium arizonense, 600 nucleotides long. RefSeq lists its product as uncharacterized. The record is from RefSeq and is a predicted model, not a curated record. Bases 1 to 600 code for a protein of 199 amino acids. NCBI's taxonomy places the organism in Eukaryota, Fungi, Ascomycota, Eurotiomycetes, Eurotiales, Aspergillaceae. The transcript has a single exon.